AUGGGUCUUUCAAAUGAUGAGCGUGGAUGGGUCAUGGCCAGUGUCAGUGGUGCUGCAUGCAUUAUUGGCGCCUCCAUCAUUUGCGUCGAUAUAAUCGUCAGGAAAUUCCCCAACAAACGAAACUUCAGGAUACAGGAUAGUGAUGUGUUCUUGUCCUCAUCACUCAGUCUGAGUUUUGGUGUCAUGCAUGAUGCCCUCGGCCAAAAGUUCUCUGCAANAAGCCGACUUGCUCAUCUGUUCAUGCCAUCUCAUGUGGUGGACUGCGAACACUCGCACGACGAAGAAGCCGCUGCCAAGGAGCCAUCCGAGGAAGACGGCCAAGUAAGGCACGAGCAGGCUCAUCCUCCUUCUCACGACCGCUCGCAUGGCGGAUCCAACUCCACCAUCAAGCAACAUGGUGAACACAUUCAUAUUCAACGACCGAAAAUUGCAGCACGCAAGUCCACUUCCGCUGCCGCUGAUCAGGACGGUACUGCGGCACUACCUCCUGGCAAGAGCCUCUCGAGACGACCCUCACUGCAAGCCCGUCUAAGUCAGACACUUUCCUCAAUUGCUUCCAGAUCCAAGUCGUCUUGCGAUUGCGACGGUCCCUGCUAUGGCUUCAGCGAGCCAUGCGGUGCGGAUUGUUUCAAGAACAUGCAGACAAGACAGGCAAGCACCCGCUCCAUCAUCCGCCAGCAGCUUCUGCGUGGCGAAUCGAACGCCUCCGAGCAGACCCCUCUACUGCAAGGAAUCAGGGCAGAGGCUCCGUCUCGUCCUGCACACCAGAAUCGCAUGGCAUCAGAUACGGCUCUCCAAACUAAGAGACCAAACGGCGUGCCUAGCUUGGGCGCUGACGCUGUGAUUGAGGAAGAGGAUGAUGAUACACAAUCGCUUCACCACACUAAGUCUCAUGCCUCGCUUUCCAGCAACCAGCAACAGAGUGGAGAGCAGCAGCACCACCAUCAUCAUGUUCCUACCAAUGUGUUCGCAUCCAUCGGCCUUCAAACAUCCAUUGCGAUUGCUUUGCACAAACUCCCCGAAGGGUUUAUCACCUUUGCCACGAAUCACGCAAACCCCAAGCUUGGCUUCUCCGUUUUCUUGGCCCUGUUCAUCCACAACAUCACUGACGGCUUCGUCCUUGCUCUGCCUCUUUACCUCGCCAUCAACAACCGUGCCAAAGCAAUGUUCUGGGCUUCUCUUCUCGGCGGUGCUUCUCAGCCUCUCGGUGCUGGUGUUGCUGCUCUUAUCUUCAAAGUUGCUGGCUCCAAGAACGUCGCCAUCAGCGAGAACUUCUACGGUGCCAUGUUUGCUGUGACUGCCGGUAUCAUGACUUCUGUGGCUCUGCAGCUCUUUGGCGAGAGUCUCGAGCUUACGCACAACAGAGGUCUUUGCAUGAUCUUUGCUUUUGUC
This is a messenger RNA of Aureobasidium vineae, 1392 nucleotides long. NCBI's taxonomy places the organism in Eukaryota, Fungi, Ascomycota, Dothideomycetes, Dothideales, Saccotheciaceae. The record is from the annotation of a GenBank genome assembly.